Molecule: messenger RNA, 968 nt
Organism: Echinops telfairi (small Madagascar hedgehog)
Lineage: Eukaryota; Metazoa; Chordata; Mammalia; Afrosoricida; Tenrecidae
Gene: ANKRD7
Product: ankyrin repeat domain 7
Exons: 7
Coding region: 1-888 (295 amino acids)
Molecular function (GO): protein binding
Source: RefSeq, a predicted model, not a curated record
AUGAAGAAGCUUCUCAACUGGUGGCGUGGGAGGGACACCCGCAGCUGCCCCACCGACCUUCAGACGGGCAGCACAAGGAGCCACCCCCGUGCUCGUCCUCCCCCACCACCUGGCUACAGGCUCAGGGACAAGGAUUUGAAGAAAAUCCAUAAGGCUGUCUCCGUGGGGGAUUUGGAGAAAGUGCAGGAAUACCUUCACCUCAAGAAACAUGAUGUGAACAUGCGGGACAGAGCCCACAGAACACCCUUGCAUCUGGCCUGUGCGAAUGGAUAUCCACACAUCGUGUCGGCCUUACUAGAGAAACGAUGCAAUAUACACGCCCAGGAUGGAGAAAACAGAUCUCCCUUGAUGAUGGCAGUGAAGUGUCAAAAGGAGGAUUGCGCUGUUCUUCUUCUCAAACACGGCGCAGACCCAAACCUCACCGACGGCCACGGCAAUACUGCCCUCCACUAUGCUGUCUGCGGUACAAGUGUCUCAUUAGUGGAAAAGCUGCUCAAGCACAAAGCUAAUCUCGAAGCUCAAAAUAGGGACGGAUAUAGCCCACUUUUACUUGCCAUUACUGAACAUAAUGCAGAAAUGGUAGCGUUCCUUCUGAAGAAAGGGGCGGAUGUGAAUGCUUCAGACAAGUCUCAAAGAACAGCCCUUAUGAUUGCUCUCAGUGAGGAACCAACUAUUCUGGUCAAUCUCAUUCUUCAGCAAGAUGUGGACCUAUCUCGCCAAGAUAUUCACGGAUUCACAGCCGAGGAAUAUGCUUCUUUUAAUGGCUUUACUAUAUAUCAUCAAUUAAUGGCUAAUUAUGGAAAGGGGAAACAAGUUAAAAAGACAUCUGAUUCUGGAAAUACCACCGUGAGCACCACAUAUCUAUCUGAACGGAAGAAAGGUGAAUAACCUCAUUUGUACAAAUCCAUUGAUGCUUCAUCAAAGUGACUCAUCAAAGCAUGCUCACUGACCACCUGCUUGAAGAAAAG